AUGGUCGAAUUCACGGUGUUCAAGGGUGGCAAGGCGGGCAUCGUCAAAGCCACCUCCCGUCGCGAGAUUGGCCCGCACGACGUCCUGGUCAAAAUCACGCACAGUGGCCUCUGUGGCACUGAUGUGCAUCACAAGGGGUUGGACAUGGGCCUCGGCCACGAAGGUGCGGGCAUCGUGGAGGAAAUUGGCAAAGACGUGACGAUCUUCAAGAAAGGCGACCGCGCUGGCUGGGGGUACAUUCACAACUCCUGCGGACACUGCAAGCAAUGCCUUCGAGGCGCGGAAACCUUCUGUGCUGAGCGCCAGUAUUACGGCACGGCCAACCUUGACCAAGGAUCCAUGGGCUCGCACGCCGUGUGGAAUGAGAACUUCUUGUUCAAGAUUCCCGAUGAGAUCAGCAUGGAGGACGCUGCUCCCCUGAUGUGCGGCGGGGCUACGGUCUUCAACGCCCUUCAGUUUCACGGGGUCAAGAGCACCGACCGUGUCGGGGUCAUUGGCAUUGGCGGUCUGGGACAUCUCGCCAUCCAAUUUGCGGCCGCGAUGGGCUGCCAAGUUGUCGUCUUCUCCGGCACAGAGAGCAAGAAGGAGGAAGCCAUGAAACUCGGCGCCAAGGAGUUCUACGCGACCAAGGGACAAAAGGAGCUCAAAGUGUCAAAACCCAUUGACCACUUGCUCGUCACCACCGCCUCGCAACCGGACUGGAACAUGUACCUCCCCGUCAUGGCACCUUCGGGGACUAUCUACCCUCUUACCGUCAGCUUCGAGGACCUGAAGAUGCCGUACAUGGACAUCAUCAUGGGCGGUCUGAAGAUCCAGGGCAGUCUGGUGGCUGCCAGGGAAAUCCACAAGGAAAUGCUCGAAUUUGCGGCCGUCCAUGACGUGAGACCCAUCAUCCAGACGUUCCCGCUAACCGAGAGGGGCGUCAAAGAUGCAUUCCAGACCCUGGAAGACGGAAAGAUGCGGUAUAGAGGGGUGCUGGUGGCUUAG
Molecule: messenger RNA, 987 nt
Organism: Fonsecaea multimorphosa CBS 102226
Lineage: Eukaryota; Fungi; Ascomycota; Eurotiomycetes; Chaetothyriales; Herpotrichiellaceae
Exons: 1
Coding region: 1-987 (328 amino acids)
Biological process (GO): alcohol metabolic process
Molecular function (GO): alcohol dehydrogenase (NADP+) activity; zinc ion binding
Source: RefSeq, a predicted model, not a curated record